UGUCAGAUUAGCAGGUUCACAUAGAGCUUAAAUUAGUCUGUCAGAUUAGCAGAUCCACAUUAGUUGUUCCACCAGUCGUCGCAGGCAGAGCAUCAGAAGAUGAGUUCCCUAACGGUGUUUGGUUUACUGUGUCUUGCCAUGGCAAUACAACCAGGAUUUGCCGAUCUUAUCGGAUACAAGAUAGUUGUAAAAACAGGUGAUAAACUGGCAGCAGGAACUGGCGCUAAUGUUUUCAUCAGUUUGUUUGGUUCAAAGGGAACAACUGGCAGGAUUCCUCUUCCACAUCAUCAUAAUGACAGCUUUCAGAGGGGCGUCACAGAUGAGUUCAAUGUGACUUCCUUCAACGUUGGACGCAUUCACUCUAUUGAAAUUGGACAUGACAACGUUGGAUUGUUUGCAGGCUGGUUCCUUGAUCAUGUCAUCGUGACCCAAGCAUUGGCAGAACUGGACGAUAAUACAGAGAAACCUGGCUGCACCAUAUACAGAUUUGACUACAACAACUGGAUCGCUAAAGACGAAGGGGACCAUUCGCUUGUCAAGAGCAUCAAAGUCGCAUCGACAGACGUCAAACCAGCUUAAAAGCAAUACGCAUGCACAAACUCCCUUCACGGGAAGAUUUGGAUUUAAAAUUAAAAAGAAAUCUAAAAUAUUAAUCUAUGAUUUUAAAAUAUGUUCUUUUAAAAAUUAUUUUUAGUGAAGGUAUUAGAAAUACUACUUUGAAAAGAUAACAUUUAGUUUUGGGAUUUAAAAUUACAAUGAAAUAAAGUAAUAUCAAUUAUU
Molecule: messenger RNA, 780 nt
Organism: Physella acuta
Lineage: Eukaryota; Metazoa; Mollusca; Gastropoda; Physidae
Product: lipoxygenase homology domain-containing protein 1
Molecular function (GO): protein binding
Source: RefSeq, a predicted model, not a curated record